AUGAUUUUUUCCAGAUGGCUUCCUGCCUUAUUAGGUGGUGCUUUAGCCGCCCAGCGUGCUCUCGCUAUUACCCUCAACGUGGAGGAUGAAAGCUCCCUCAAAACCGCCGCCAAGACCGUCGCCAUUGACAUGAUCAACUUCUACAACGACCGCGAUUCGAAAGCUAUACCCGGCAAGCUCGAUGGCACUUGGUGGGAGGGUGGAUCCAUGUUCAUGAUACUCAUUCAGUAUUGGUUUUUGACCGGGGAUAGCCAGUUCAACAGUCUUGUUCAGGAAGGCAUGUACUGGCAGAAGGGCGACGACAAUUUCUUCCCUGCCAAUUACAGUCAAUAUCUAGGCAACGAUGACCAAGUCUUCUGGGGUCUGGCGGCUAUGACUGCUGCGGAAUUGAAUUAUCCAGAGCGCAGUGGUGAGCCCUCAUGGGUAGCGUUAGCCCAGGGCGUAUUCAACACCCAGGUGCCCAGGUGGGAUACCAGUAGCUGUCACGGUGGCAUGCGCUGGCAGAUCUGGCCUUACCAGCCCGGAUACACCACCAAAAACGCCAUCUCCAAUGGUGGACUCUUUCAGCUGGCCGCGCGCUUGGCUCUGUACACUGACAAUUCGACAUAUGCCACCUGGGCCGAGCGUAUCUGGGAUUGGAGUGCGGGCACCCCAUUGCUUAGGAAGAAUUGGGUCAUUGCGGACACUACGAGCUGUGAAUCCCAAUGUACGGAUCAUGGUGAUUAUCAGUGGUCGUAUAACUACGCAACGUACAUCAGCGGUGCCGCUUACAUGUACAACUACACGCAAGGAGUUCAGAAGUGGUCAGAAGGCAUCCAUGGCCUGUUAAACACAUCUGAUCAAUUUUACCCAACAAGCAAAACCUUUGACAAUGCUGAUGGCAACAUUCUCAGCGAAAUAACUUGUGAGCCAAUUGAAAAGUGCGACCGGAACCAGAUCACAUUCAGGGCGUACUUCUCUUCCUGGCUUGCAUUUAUGACCCUGAUCGUCCCCGGAACCUCUGACCUGGUGAUGCCGAAGUUCAAGACUUCAGCCGCCGCCGCCGCUCUAUCUUGUACUGGUCUCAGUGAUGGCUCACAUUGCGGAACCAAAUGGUAUACGCAGAGCUGGGACGGUACUUCUGGACUUGAACAGCAGAUGGCUGUGCUGGGUGUCCUCAAUGCGAACCUCGUCCCCUUCAAAAACAAAGCGCCCUACACAUCCGAAACCGGUGGAACUUCCGUGAGUAAUCCUAGCGCCGGUACGAACAGCUCCGACAAUGAUGUUCCUGUAUUAAACACGGUUCAUACUGGAGAUCGAGCCGGUGCUGGAGUCUUGACAGUUGUCUUUGUCACUGGUUGGGUCGUGGCUAUCACUUGGAUGGUCCGAGGCGGUUAA
Penicillium odoratum is the source of this 1377-nucleotide messenger RNA. RefSeq names its product glycoside hydrolase family 76 protein. Lineage: Eukaryota; Fungi; Ascomycota; Eurotiomycetes; Eurotiales; Aspergillaceae. The transcript is spliced from 3 exons. Gene Ontology annotation, biological process: carbohydrate catabolic process; fungal-type cell wall biogenesis. The record is from RefSeq and is a predicted model, not a curated record. Bases 1 to 1377 code for a protein of 458 amino acids. Gene Ontology annotation, molecular function: mannan endo-1,6-alpha-mannosidase activity.